AUGACCGCUACCCCUUCAAUUGGUCACAUCGGCAUGCUCUUGAGCGCACUCCUUACGCUCCUGGUGAGCACCCUGACCAACGCCGCGUCUGUGGUAAAGGUUCAAAGGGCCCGAAAUUUUAUUUAUGUCGUCCCUGAUGGAUUUGGACCUGCGUCGCAAACCCUCUGGCGCGAUUAUAUCAAUAUCGUCAACAAGAAUGGGACGGAACUGCGGCCCAAGUCGGCAGAGACUGAACUCGAUCGCAUCAUGAUUGGCAGCGUGCGCACCCAGUCGUUUGAUCACUUUGUUACGGAUUCAGCAGCCUCGGCUACUGCUUUUGCGACUGGCCACAAGACGCAUAAUACAGGGAUUGGCAUCGAUAGCGAUGUCAAACCGGUGGCCUCGAUCCUCGAAGCAGCACACCUCGAGGGCUUCAAGACCGGCCUCGUCGUCACGUCGCGCGUCACCGACGCCACUCCCGCUGGCUAUUGCGCACACGUCAUGGACAGACGUCUGGAGGACGAGAUUGCCAGCCACCAAAUUGGGCAAAAGCACCCCCUAGGAUCGGUCGUAGACCUCAUCAUGGGCGGCGGUCGUCGCCACUAUCAAACACAGAGGAUGGGGGGGAACGGCACCGAUUACGCUGACCUGAUUACAUGGGCCAAGGGCCAGGGCUUCUCCUACGCCUCGGAUAAGGGAGGGCUGGAAGUGUUUUCGCGCGACCUGGGAAAAGUCCCCGUGCCGUUCUUGGGCCUCUUUGCCGACAGCCACAUGGCAUAUGAGCUGGAUCGUGACAAUGAGAAAGAGCCGUCUCUUCUGCAAAUGACACAAGUCGCUAUCAAGUCGCUGGCCGAUGCUACCAAGAGCGGCCAAAAGGGCUUCUUUAUUAUGAUUGAAGCCUCGCGAAUCGACCACGCAGGCCACGCCAACGACGUCGCCGCCCAUGUCCACGACAUCGCCAUGUACUACCAAGUCAUGUCUUUCCUGAAGAAAUACGUCGCUGAAAACCCCGACACCCAGCUCCUGUCGGCGGCGGACCACGAAACUGGCGGCCUGACCCUCGCCAGCGGCUACAACCCUGCCAUGUUGCAGAGAGCCAACCAUACGUCGGAAUACCUUGAGAGGGCCUUUAGCUUGUACCGGGGCCCGGAUAGAGCAACGUACUUGAAGGACGUUAUUCUUCCUCAGUACGGACUUUUAAGUGCUUCUGAAAAGGAUGUUAAGAAGUACCUGGGUAUUCUCAAACGGGACGGUGUCUCCGACAUGGGAGCUGCCAUCAGAAGUGACUUUGCGAAAUCAGUCGGCGUCAAAUGGGCAACGGAUGGCCAUUCGGCCGUCGACGUCCCUCUGUACGGCUUCACUGGUGCCGACAAGUCGUACACGCAGAUGAAGGCGUACUUGGGCCCUCACGCGGAUAAUACCCAGUUGGCGCGGUACAUUGAGCAGGCGCUUGGUAUCAACCUAGACAAGGCUACUGAAGCUCUGAGGGAGAAUUGGGUGAGGUUUGAGGGGUACGGCGGCAAACUGCGAAGAUGA
Messenger RNA from Metarhizium acridum CQMa 102, 1515 nucleotides. RefSeq lists its product as uncharacterized. The record is from RefSeq and is a predicted model, not a curated record. Gene Ontology annotation, biological process: dephosphorylation. Gene Ontology annotation, molecular function: alkaline phosphatase activity. NCBI's taxonomy places the organism in Eukaryota, Fungi, Ascomycota, Sordariomycetes, Hypocreales, Clavicipitaceae. Gene Ontology annotation, cellular component: fungal-type vacuole membrane.